AGAGAGGCUCUCCUGGUUUCGGACGUUACUCAAUUAACAGAAGAUGAGACGCAGGUGUGCGUUUAGCCAGCGUUCUUUAAACUAGCCCAGAGUCACUGCAAAAGAACCGAUGACUAAAACUGGUAAUAGGUGGUAGGCUCAAGAUGUUUGUCUGUUUUCUUUUUGUCGUUUGUGUUUUGGCCGCCGGCCGUUUUCCUGACGCCAAACACGUGAUGAUUGGUCAGCCACAGAAGGUCCCCGUGAACAGCCCCAGCGUGGUGAAAGCGGCGCGGUUUGCUGUGGUGGAGUUUAACAGAGCCAACAUACAAGAGCAGUUUGCCUACAAAGUUUUGAACAUCACAUCAGCCAAGACGCAGAUUGUUGCCGGGAUAAACUACAUUCUCGACGUGAACUUGGGACGUACGGUGUGCAGGAGGAGGGACACGAAUGACACCAAGCCAUGCGCGCUCCACGCUGACCCCAAGGAGCGUGAGUGCCACUUCAUUGUUACAGAAGUCCCGUGGGAGAAUUUACAUGCACUUACUCAACACAAGUGUCACCGUGACUAAGGAAAAGGGGAGGAGCAGGGGGGUUGUCAAAAAAUGUAUUGUUUUUUUUUUUUUAAGUAAAUGGUUAUCAACAAGAA
This is a messenger RNA of Menidia menidia (Atlantic silverside), 625 nucleotides long. Lineage: Eukaryota; Metazoa; Chordata; Actinopteri; Atheriniformes; Atherinopsidae. The record is from the annotation of a GenBank genome assembly.